AUGACCGAGUUCGAGCUUACAUUCUCGUACAAGAUUGAAGAGAUGCUAAGCCGUAUCGCUCAUCCAGAAUAUCGCCAGCUGCUUGUUGAGGCUAUUUUCGGUAUCUGCGUAGCAGUGAUAAGCUCCUCGUUGAAAGCGAUAGCUUCGAAAAGUAAUUUGUCGAGAGUGUUUUACUCGUUUAACCUUCUUUCGGUGAUCGCAACAAUUCUGGAACGAAACCCGGAGAUAACAUUUGGAUCAGGACCGAUAGACUGUGAUGUGAGGAAAUAUGUUGAGGAGACUUUCGUAGCUCCGAUUUUAUAUAGUUUUCUUGCCUUGAACCUCAUUAAGAAAGCCUUCUACAUUUACGCCGACCAGGAAAAAAUCUCGGACAAGGAAGACCUCACCCCAUUCUAUCAGCUCGAAAACAUCUCGAUGCAGACGUCUACUGCAACUUAUCUAGCUAAAAUUAGCUCAAAUCUUGACAUUUGUUUUGACUCACUGAAGUCUUUAAAGGCUUCGAGUCAAGGUUAA
This is a messenger RNA of Cylicostephanus goldi, 513 nucleotides long. Lineage: Eukaryota; Metazoa; Nematoda; Chromadorea; Rhabditida; Strongylidae. The record is from the annotation of a GenBank genome assembly.